Messenger RNA from Puccinia graminis f. sp. tritici CRL 75-36-700-3, 4994 nucleotides. RefSeq lists its product as uncharacterized. The record is from RefSeq and is a predicted model, not a curated record. Gene Ontology annotation, biological process: protein localization to kinetochore; mitotic spindle assembly checkpoint signaling; mitotic sister chromatid biorientation. The transcript has 10 exons. NCBI's taxonomy places the organism in Eukaryota, Fungi, Basidiomycota, Pucciniomycetes, Pucciniales, Pucciniaceae. Bases 156 to 4397 code for a protein of 1413 amino acids.
UACAACCAUCCCAACCGCCCUGCUUUUAUAGUACAUAAGCCAAUCUCAUCAGUUUAUGUCAGCAGGCCGAACCUCACCAACUCCCUUUCAUCCAACCCUCAACCGCCAAAGCCCACACAUAUCAUCCUCCUACAACACCCAACACCACCACCACCAUGGCCUCCACCACUCAGCCUCGCAAGAAAUCCAGGCAGUCCAUCUCAACCAGCACACUCACCAACAACAACCCAAGCACCAGCACCUCAUCCUCAAAAUCAUCAGCACUCAAACCCACCCUCAAGAAACGAAGCAAGAGUCUCGGCGGAAACGCACUCGAACAGAAAAUCCUACGCGACAACAACAGAGACCAAGACUCACUCAACAUCGACUUCGACCUCACCCCACGCAAGAGAGCCCGUCGAAGCCUCGUACCUGGGAAAUCUAUCCUCAAAUCGCGUCCUAGUACUCUCUCUGGCCCUGGACUAGAACGAACAACGAGCGAUAAUACACUCACCCUCAACAACCAUACCCAACCCUUGCCAAGCUUCCUAACCUCAACCGCCAACCAGCUCACAUCCUCCCAACUCACCGAUCAGUUCUCCAACAACCCACUCUCCCAGCCGAUCCAAGCCAGUCAAGAUACUGAGAACCAAAACCCAAAAGAUGACGCCAAUCCAGCCGAUAACAGCUCCGACAUGGAUCUCUCUGAUGACCACGGCUGGCACAGGAGCAGUCUAGGCUCAAAUACUACCACUCUACUCAGGCGCGUCAGCUUUGCAGCAAAAGCGCAUGUCAGAACUUUUGGUAGUCCUCUCGUGGACCCUGACUCCAGCAUAGCAUCCUCUAACGCAUCUGCCCCUCCAAACGAGCCCCCAGGACAACCCACCUCAUCCACCGGCGAAACCAACUCUUCUGAGGACGAUAGCACUGCUGAUAUGAGCAUCGACAGUACUACUACCCCCAACAAUCAACUCGGCCCUACGGAACACUCCAAGGCCAGGCAGCCUGAGCCAAAUUCGACUGCAGUCGAUCAACCUCCAUCCAAAGACCCAUUCAAGCCAUCCAAAGCUAGUCGACUCUCCAUGGCUAUCCCCGGCUAUGGCAACCACGACGACGACGACGACGACAAUGAUGAUGAUGAGGAAGGCGAAGAUGAGACUCAGGGAACUAAAACCAACAGGUCAGAUGGUACCAAUCGAAAUCCUAGCGACCCUCAAUCAAACAGCGCCAAUCAAGCAAAUCUCGUCGACUCACAACCUAGCUCAUCAAAAACUGCGCAGGGUCAGCUUAAUCUCUCUAGUAGUCAAGAAGAUCACGAACGCAGCCAAGAUAUGGACAUCACAACACCCUUUCAGACUGUUCCCACCAACACUGUACAUCCUCAACAACAAAACUCAUCAGGCCCCACUCAACAACCCAAACCACCCACCCAGAGCGGUAUCCCUCGUCUCCAAUCCUCAUCGACUAGCACUCAACAGCGCGGAGCUAUCAAAAGCAGUCGGCUAUCCGUUGCCCUGCCCGAAUACUUACGUGCCAAUCGCCUCGAUGAAACUGAAAAUCUGGAUGACAUUACUUCAGCUAGUCGGCCAGCUGUGACUGCUGGAUCAAUUCCUGUCAUCAAUCAUCAACCUCCUCUCAGUGAACGGGAACGCCGGGCUUGGAAAACCAGUCGUCUAUCAGUCGUGUUACCAGAAUACUUACGUGGGGACCCUGUGGAUGACACUGAGAAUAUCCCAACAUCUACUUCAACCGCAAAACCCCCCUCUCAAUCGACACUUCAAUCCUCGAACACCAAUCUCCCCGAGCCUGAAAAAACUCAUCCCGGCAAGCACUCUGAAAAAGCUAAAGCUGCCAAGACCAGCCGACUCACAAACUUCCUGGGUUCUUCGCAAGAAGACGAGGCGCCCAGCGAAGAUGAGGUACCUGAGAACCUUAAUAAAACUCGGCAGACACAGCCAAACGAGCCGGAAACUAACCCCGAAACAGAUGAGGACCGAGCUUCUCAUGCCCAAAAAACCAACAAACCCAGUCAAACGACACAGUCAUAUUCGAACUGGGAUGAUCUCUCACGCGAAUUGGAUAAUGCGCGCGAGGGAGAAAACCAAGGGCCGUCGCUGUACUCGGAAGAUUCAGAACCGGUGACAAAGAAAGUACGGAGCAGGGUCUCGGAGUUCUUACAGACCCAAGACAGCUCUGAUCUAGACGAGCCGGAUUCGGCAUUGAUCGACUUCCAUGAACCUGCUUCCAGUCGUGCAUCUUUCCGACCGCCAGCCAACCGACCCUCUUUAUCUACACCCGGCUUGAAAAACAUUCAAGAACAUGAAGACCUGAUCAACAUGAGUUUUGAUGAGACCUCUGCGCCAAAGCCUGCAUUAUUUCCACCUGGCCCUUCGAAAUCCGGACCAUCUACUCUGCCUUCAUCCUCUUCUGAACCGAUUUCAAGAGCUGGAAGCUUUCCCAGGGUCUCACUUGAGCCGGCAAACCCCAGGUUAUCUUCGAUCCGAGGCAAUCAGCCACUCAACUCAGCAUCUCCAUCCCGCCGACUUUCCGGCUCUCUCUCGGGCUCUCCCAAAAAGCUCCGACUAUCGUUUGCAUCCCCGCGCCGCUCAACCCAUUCAACCGGCGCAUCCAAUCAGUCGGACCAGCACGAUUCCACAAACAGUACCGCCGAGCUUUUCCGAUCAAAGUCGGCCGAUCCUGCCUCGGCCUCUAUCAGAGGACCUGAUUCGGAUCUCCAUCGGUCAUCCGACGCGAGUCAUCCACAGGAUAACUUGCACCCGCCCGGCGCUCGGAUCAGCCACAGCUCUUCGAUGCCUCCGCCACAGACUCAACCUGUGCCACCAUCACCGAUAUCGAUCAGCUUGAACGAGUUCUUCGAACAGGCUGAGAUUCGAUUCAUCAGCCUCUCUCAACCUAGAGUCAGGAACUACGACCAACAAGAACAACCCGAAAGCCAACACAGGGUCUCUAGCUUUGCCCAACAGAUCUUCGCUGGCAUGGUCAAGAUUCCUCGGCUACGUCUACUGGAGAGUUCAUCUAGUAACUUGAGACAGAAGACCGAGCUUCUACAUUUCACAACCAAAGAACACGAGAAUGAGAUCUCUCGGAACGCGCAGCAAUACAAGGUCCUCAAGGAUUGGGUCAACCUCCGACAGAAACAGGCUCAGAUCGGCCAGAGUCAUCCUCACUCUUCCCAGAAACAUGUCGAGGAUCUCGAGCAAAUCAUGAACCAACUCAGACUCAAGAAGAAUUGGGUCGAGAUGAGCGCUAAGAAAGACUGCCAUCUCUUCGAUAUCGAGAUGUGGAAAACUUACCAGGCUCAUCUUCAUGAUCGGACCGCCAAAUUGUCUCAUGAUUUGGAGAUGAUGAGAAAGAUGGAUUCGAUUGUCAAGCCCGCGACCGAAUCUUUGCGGGAGCGCAAGCAGAGUCUCAUCGAGGAGAUCCGACGACGAAAGCAAAAGCUUGCAGAGAUCGAGAGUUGUGAUCAGAAUCUAUUGAAGGCUUUGAAGGAGGAAGCCAAGGAUCUAGCGGCGGUCACCGAAGCCAAUCGGCGCGAAUUGGCCGAGUCGGAGUUCGAGCGCAAUCUUUGGCUCGGCAAGUUUGCGGAAUUGGACGAGGAGAAAAACGAGCAUCUUCAAAGGAUCGAGCAGCUGAAGCGGGAUCCCGAGCAGACCCAACAAUGCACGGUGCAAGAACUGACCCGUCUGAAGAACGAGUUCAAGAUGUUACAGAGCAUGUUAGGCUGGGAAGUGGUCCGGUUCGAGGACGAGCUGAUGGAGUUCAUCUUCUAUUCGACGAUCGGCGUGAAACUCCAUCUGGCCCCCUUCAAGCCUGAGGAACCCUAUCGGAGCGUCAGAAGGGUCGAGCUGAGCUGGAGCGAGCAGCCGGGCCCAUCAACGGCGCCCGAACAGUGUCCAUUGCGUCGGACCGUCAAGUUGUUCUUCUUCGGCCAUCUGAAGGCCCAUUUCGAGCGCGCACAGGGUCUGGGAAGAGUCCGAGAGUGUGUCCAACAGAUCUCGUCGAUGUGGUACCAAGCCCUACAACUACUAUGGGAGAUCACGAACGCCAAGGCUCGGUUUAGUGUCUCGGUGGUGAUCGAGGAUGAUGAGCCCAAGACCCGGGCCGGCCCGAGGGGUGGGGGUGAUCCGGCGAGCCAGACGAUGGACGUCCGGGUGACGAUCAGGUCGGCCAAGACCUGCACGGUCGCCCGCUGCCAUUUCCUCUUCGACGGCCAGGAAAUCGCAGACCCCUUGCACCCCGCCCCGCUCUCUCUCGUCUCCUGUAAAGUCUCGCCUGUGAUCGGAAAGCCCGAUUGUUUGAGUCUCGCUUAUACGCUCAAUGAGCAUGUCGAUAAAGCCCAUCGAGGCGCGCUGAAAGACGGAUGUCUCGACGCUUUGGCUGCUCUAGACGCCUCGUGAAUCGGGUCCCUUCCCUCCGGAUCGGAGUUGAUGGAGACCAGCACAUCCAUCUUGCCGUGUUUUUGUACUUGUUUUCCUCCUCCUCAUAAAAAAUUGUACUCUACAUACUUGCUCGUUUCUCCUCUUUUUUUUUUUUUUUGGCUCGGUGGGGGGGGGGUAGCUUCUUGAAGUAGCCCAUGUAACACUGCUCUUGCAAUUCCGCUGGCUCAUCUGAGCUCUUCCUCUUCUGUUGCACCCUACCCCACUUUGUUGUUGUUUGGGUGGAUUGUGUAUCUGUGUAAUCUUUGGUUGGUGGGAAUAAGUAGGACGGUGUGGUGGUUGUAGCUCUCCAUCUCCAUCUCCCCGUCCCCUGUUUGUUUUCUGUGUUGUGUCUCUGCUAUGGGUGGUGUUUGCAGGUUUGGAUGGGUGUGUUGUGAAGGUCAGCGGGUUGUGUACUCAUCUAUGGACGAUGCGUGGGUGCUGGUCAUCCUUCAAUUGAGAAAUCAAUGCACAGUCAGGACCCAGGCAACCCCCUACAUAUAGGCGCCUAACCAAAAUGUAAAGAUUUCUGGGCAAAAAUUCAAAAUGAUACACACCAAAAACGUAUGAAUGGCCUUU